AAUAAAUUGUAAAAUAAUAUUUCUGGAAAUUGCAGAAAAAUGGAAAAAAAUUUGAAAAUAUUCAUUGUUCUCUGCGGUAUAGCUUUUUGCGAGACAUUGAAAUGUCGAUUUUUUUCCGAGAGUUCUACGCAGACUUACGAAGAUUGUCACAUUGAGCCGGCGUAUUGUUAUGCCAAAUGGCAUAACAAUACUCGGUUCAACGAAGUGGAAAUUAAGGAAAAGGUAAUAUAACUUAAUAAUUAUAGAAUUUUGUUUAAUUGUAUCAUGUUUUCAUUUUAAUAACAAUUUAUAGGGUUGUACUUCAGUGGACGAUGGCCGAUGCAAUCACAAAGAUUGCAUAAAUCACGAUUCGAUUGGCUACCCGCCAAAAGAACGGAGUUGUUGUUGUAAUGUGGACAAUUGCAACAAAAAUGUGGGGUGGGAGCCAAUCGAUAGUAAGCAAUACAUAAUUUAUCAUGCACACGUAUAUCGUUAACUAAAAAAUGUAAUAAUAAAUUUAUUUUUAUUUUUAUCUUAGCUGAAAGUGAUUGGGAAACGAUCAAGAACGUGUUGAUUAUGGUAGCAUGCUGUCUUGUAUUGCCAGUAUACUUUUUUCUAGGCAAGAGAUACUACCAAUACGUUCGAGAUCGUUUCCCAAAUACCAACACGUGGGAUAGGCCGUCCAUCAAUGCGCCAAUAGAAUCAAAUGAGAUUCCGUCGACUAGUUGAGGAAAUUUCAAGGGGUCGCUAUGGUGUAGUAUGGAAAACACUUCAUGAGAAUGACACAAUAGCUGUAAAAAUAGUCUCUCCUCAGGGUCUAUUACAAAAUAAUUCGAACAUGUGGAAUCAUUCGUACAUUGAUCCACCUGCAAUAGAAUUAAAUGAGGGUGUAUUACAAAAUGUGGACAUGUGGAAUCUGAACACGCGGGAUAGGCCAUAUAUUGAUCCACCUGAAAUAGAAUUAAAUGAGGGUGUAUUACAAAAUGUGGACAUGUGGAAUCCGAACACGCGGGAUAGGCCGUCCAUGAUCCACCUGAAAUAUAAUUAAAUUAGGUAAAGGCAAGAGAUCGCUAUGGCUAUGGCUAUCGCUAGAUUCCGUCAACUAGUUGAGGAAAUUUCAAGGGGUCGCUAUGGUGUAGUAUGGAAAGCACUUCAUAAGAAUGACACAAUAGCUGUAAAAAAGUCUCUCCUCAGGUAACAUAAGGAAAUUUAUCAUUAAUAGUUAAAUACAUUGAAGAUAUAAUUUUUAUAGACGGUCC
This is a messenger RNA of Acyrthosiphon pisum (pea aphid), 1238 nucleotides long. RefSeq lists its product as uncharacterized. The record is from RefSeq and is a predicted model, not a curated record. The transcript is spliced from 6 exons. NCBI's taxonomy places the organism in Eukaryota, Metazoa, Arthropoda, Insecta, Hemiptera, Aphididae. The coding region runs from base 686 to 1027 and encodes 113 amino acids.